Molecule: messenger RNA, 1876 nt
Organism: Salvia miltiorrhiza (redroot sage)
Lineage: Eukaryota; Viridiplantae; Streptophyta; Magnoliopsida; Lamiales; Lamiaceae
Product: mitochondrial inner membrane protein OXA1-like
Exons: 10
Coding region: 185-1597 (470 amino acids)
Biological process (GO): protein insertion into mitochondrial inner membrane from matrix; mitochondrial respiratory chain complex IV assembly
Cellular component (GO): mitochondrial inner membrane
Molecular function (GO): membrane insertase activity
Source: RefSeq, a predicted model, not a curated record
UUCGAAAUCCCCCUAUUUUGAUCUUAAAUCGUGUUAGCAGAAGACCGAGUACAGCUCGGAAUAUCUGAAGCUGCAACACCUUCUCUGUCACCAGCAACAACAGCACCUCAAAAACCCCUAACCCGCUAAACCCUUGUUGUCUGGAGAUCUUUUUCCUUCAAUUGAAUCCACACAGGACGCAUUAAUGGCUUUCAGACGGAGCGUUACCUCACGCGCUAAAAUUCUCUAUCAACAGCAACGAGUCGCCGUUCCAUUUUCGCAUAUCGAUCGUGACGAUGGCGACCGCGAAAAUUUACCCCGUCAUAACCCCAUUUACACGGGCAGUGGGAUCCCUGAUAUUCCGCGGCGGCGCAGCCCGUUCGGGGCCGGGGCAAAUGUAGGAGGUUUUUGUGGGUCGAGGCUGUUCCAAGAUCGGAGAUUUGCGAUUCCAGCUGCUUUCGCGCCGGCUUCUGUGAGGAAAAUGUCGUCUCUUAAAGAAGGGCCGGGUGCUGACAAUAUUGAGUUAAUGACUGACAUGGCCGAUGACAAGAUUGGGAUAAUGACUGACAUGGCGGAUGUGUUGGGAGAGACGGCUGCACAGGUGGCACAGGCGACUGCCCCGGUGGCGGGUGAGGUGGCGGCUGCAGCUGCGGACUCGUUCUUUCCGGUGGCUGCACUACAAUACAUCAUUGAUUAUGUGCACACUUUUACAGGGCUGAAUUGGUGGGCUGCGAUUGUUUUGACAACUGUUUUGAUUCGUACGCUUCAACUUCCUCUUACAAUACAUCAAAUUAAAGCUACUUCAAAAUUCACACUUAUAAGGCCCGAGUUGGAGAAGAUUCAGGAAGAAAUGAGGAGUAGGGAUAUGAGUCCUGCUGCUGUGCUUGAAGGUCAGGCAAAAAUGAGAAAAAUAUUUAAUGAAUAUGGUGUUACACCGUUCACCCCUUUAAAGGGAAUUCUAAUUGUCGGACCUGUCUUCCUCUGUUUCUUCUUAGCUAUCACCAACAUGGCAGAGAAGGUUCAAUCGUUCAAGCAGGGAGGAGCAUUCUGGUUUACUGAUUUGACCACUCCGGAUGCAAUGUAUAUUUUGCCAGUUUUGACAGCACUGACAUUUUGGAUAACGGUGGAGUGCAACGCUCAAGAAGGUAUGGAAGGCAAUCCAGCUGCCAAUACCAUCAAGAACGUCUGUAGAGUCUUUGCAGUAUUGACAGUCCCUCUUACUGCUGAGUUCUCAAAGGCUAUAUUCUGUUAUUGGAUUACCUCGAACCUGUACUCCCUCGCCUACGGAUUGGCGAUAAAGAAGCCUGAGGUGAAGAAGAUGUUGGGAAUACCGAAUAUUCCACCACCACCACCAUCGACUAAUCAGAAACCCGCCCUCUCGUUCAUGGAGUCGCUGAAGAAGUACGCAGCUGCCCAGAAGCAUCUGCAAUCUUUACCACCACCAACAGAACAGUCUUUAUCACCACCAGAGGAAUCUUCAUCACCACCUGCUGAUGAAAUGUCGAAGCCAGUAAAUCGAAAGUUCCGAACGCCGUCAUCGGCGCUUAGCCGGAGGAUUAGGAACUUAGAGAAAGAGGUCAAGGGAAGGAAGAAAGGGAGCAAGAGGUCUUCCGGGUGAUGAAAUAUUAUAUGACCAAACAAAUAUAGUUGUUUUGAAGAAUGCAAAUUUAAUCUUAUUUAGCUACCAUGUUUUGAGUUGUAGAGAGAGAAGGUUCGGAACAAUAUUUUUUUUACUUAUGGGCAUUAGUUAGUUAAUUGGGAAAUUAGCUGCCUAUUUAAAUAUAAGUGAUUAAUUAUCCGAAUACUUACCUUUGGGGAAUAAGCCCUGUGUCCCGAUUGGUAACAUUUUCUUGUCAUCUCUAAUUUGUUAUAGAAUCUUACUGUUUUUCUCCUAUUA